UUGUUUAAUAGAAAAAGCCAGCCGCCGUUGACCACAACACCAACAGUGGCAAUUACCAGUACCUGUUACUUCCCGCUUUUAUCUACCGUCUAUCUCUAUAUCUGCUCAACCUCCUUUCACAUUCUCCUCCAUUUUCUCUCUCCUCUCUUUUCUCUGCGUUAUGGCUCUCCCUGCUGAUGUUGGAGAAGCUAUCUUGGAUAAAGAUGGGGGACAAACUGUGAUGCCAACACUAUUCAAACUAAAUCGUUGGCAAUGGUGGAUUUUGGUGGGAGUCAAUAUUUUCUUUCUUGUAGCAGGACAAACUGCUGCUGUACUUUUAGGAAGAUUUUAUUAUGACAAGGGUGGAUCUAGCACGUUAAUGGCCACCCUUGUUCAAACUGCUGGGUUCCCUAUCUUAUUUAUCCCGCUUCUAUUAAUUCCAGCUUCCCCCAGCUCUCCAACCCCAUCUGAUUCAGUUUCGGGAAAGUAUAUAUGCUUAAUAUAUGUUUCCCUAGGAAUAGUUCUUGCGGGUGACAAUUUGCUGUAUUCGUAUGGACUCUUAUAUCUCUCUGCCUCCACAUAUUCUCUCAUUUGUUCUACCCAAUUAGCUUUCAAUGCUAUCUUUGCUUACUUCAUAAAUUCCCAGAAAUUUACCCCGUUGAUUCUAAAUGCUGUAGUCAUUCUUUCAUACUCUGCGGCUCUGCUAGGGGUCAACGAGAGUUCUGAUGCACCAGAAGGGGUGAGCAAGGUACAAUAUUCCAUCGGAUUUAUAUGCACCAUUGGAGCUUCAGCUAUCUACUCGCUCUUGCUUUCACUGAUGCAGCUUGCCUUUCAAAAGGCACUGAAAAAAGUUUCAUUUUCUGUUGUUUUAGAGAUGCAAAUCUAUCCGUCAAUAGUUGCAACUAUAAUUUCGGUUGCUGCCUUAUUUAUAAGUGGGCAGUGGCGGACAUUAGAAGGAGAAAUGCAUGGUUUCCACACCGGGAAAGCUUCUUAUGUGUUGACUCUGGUCUGGACCGCUGUAUGUUGGCAGGUGUGCUCAGUUGGUGUGGUAGGCUUGAUUUUUUUGGUUUCUUCAUUGUUUUCGAAUGUUAUAAGUACUGUGGCAUUGGUUGUCGGUCCUAUUGCUUCUGUCAUCGCCUUCCAUGACAAGAUGAAUGGUGUCAAGAUAAUUGUUAUGCUUCAAGCACUUUGGGGAUUUGCUUCUUAUCUCUAUCAAAAUUACAUUGAUGAUUCUAGAUCAACCGAGCUACGGAAACAAAUGGAAGCCAAUGAGAGGAGGGUUACUGCUUGUUAAUAUGGUUCAUUAAGUUACACAGAAAUGAUAUAGCAUUAUUUUCUGUAGAUGGCGAAAUGGUCAUCCUGUAUUCAUCAGUUAUUUAUUAGGUGUUAUCUUAAUCAGAAACUUUGCAAAGAAUAAUAUGGGUUAGCAUAUUAUUGCCAUGAAUUGUUCUCCAUAUAAUUCUAUAGUUAUUCUUUCAA
Chenopodium quinoa (quinoa) is the source of this 1458-nucleotide messenger RNA. Its product is annotated as probable purine permease 11. Gene Ontology annotation, cellular component: membrane. NCBI's taxonomy places the organism in Eukaryota, Viridiplantae, Streptophyta, Magnoliopsida, Caryophyllales, Amaranthaceae. Gene Ontology annotation, molecular function: purine nucleoside transmembrane transporter activity. Bases 161 to 1273 code for a protein of 370 amino acids. The transcript has 2 exons. The record is from RefSeq and is a predicted model, not a curated record.